AGUUCUGUUUGCAGGCAACGUAGACAAAAUAAACUUCACAUUUAUGAGAUUACAGAACAACAACUGAACAAUAUAUCGUAUAAAAAUAGCCAACGAUCGAACAAGAGUAAGUGCAUUGCUCACUGUUCGCCCAUUCACUUAGUAAAGCCGCAAAUAACUUCCUUGUUGUAGCUCUACUGCCCCCUAUUAACCAGCCAUACACACAUAUAAAUAAGAGCGUUCUAAGAGCAGGUUUUGCAUUUGAAGCAAAACAGUGCUCGCGCACGUGCAAUAGCAAUUGUGUCGAAUUCGUCUGCAGUCGCAAGCUAAACUCAUUGCUCUCAGCAUGUCUCAACAACCUGUCGCAUUUCUGACGCGCCGCGAAACGUUCAGUGCUUGCCAUCGCCUGCACAGUCCCCAAUUGAGCGAUGCAGAAAACUUGGAAGUCUUUGGCAAAUGCAACAAUUUUAACGGACAUGGACACAAUUAUACAGUUGAGCUAACUGUUCGCGGACCCAUCGAUCAACGGACUGGGAUGGUGCUAAAUAUAACAGAGCUAAAGGAUGCCAUCGAAACGGUUAUCAUGAAGCGUCUCGAUCACAAGAACCUGGAUAAGGAUGUCGAAUACUUUGCCAAAAUACCAAGCACUACGGAGAAUCUGGCCGUGUAUAUUUGGGAUAAUAUACGCACACACCUGAAGAAACCAGAGCUGCUGUACGAGGUGAAAAUAUUCGAGACACCAAAGAAUAUUAUUACUUACCGUGGACCUUAUCAAAUGAAUGGCCUUUACAAUCCAAUUAACAAACGCAUUGCACGCGAUUCUUGUACCAAUAUAUCAUCGGAUUCGGAUUAAAUCGGAGAUUACAAUCGAAUUUUGGACCAAUGCUCAGCGAAGCACAAUGAAUUAUGCGCUACAACUAAAAUACUUACACACAGAACACAAACAUUAUACAUGAUGCACAUAGAGAACACAUUUAGUUAUUAUCUAACGAGUUAUACGAUUUACAAAGUAUAUGCCUAGACUUUUAUACAUUCAAUUGAAUUUAUGAGAAUUAUACGAAAUAAAUAUAAAUCUAUAACAAUCAAUAAUGAAAGAAAUACUCCCUUUGUUUUCUACCAGGCUUUAUUACGAAAACAUAUUGCAUAUUUAAACAAUUGAUUUGCCUUUUUAACUCAGUACAUUUCAUUUUACUUGCAUAUUUGUAAAGUAAUAUUUAUUUUGUGUUUUGUUCAAUUGCCCUUAAGUAUUUUCUAAAUGGCAGCUAUAAACCUUGCAUUGCUAUUGAAAUUUGUUUUGUUUUCCUUUAGUACCAGGUAAGCUAUUUAAUUGUUCAGGAUUGUAUAGUCAUAAGUAUAUUUAGAUAUAUGUAUGUUUGUUUGUAUGUAUAUAAUUUAAAUUGCUUAGGCAUUAGUCGUAACACUAAUUUAUAUCACUUUGUCUAUGCUAAACACUCUAUACAUUGUCAUUGUCAUUGUUAUAAUGAUGGUUUAUUGUAUAGGGCAUUUGUAUAGGAGAAUUGUCUAAAUAAUUUUAGAGCCUUCCGUGCAGAGACUUUUCCCGUUGUUGAAAUCCUGCAUGAACAAGCUGCAGUAGACGUGCCAAUCUUUCGAAUCUGUGGGAUCAUCAAUUAUAGGCAAUUAUAACAAUAGGUAUUUCUCGAUUUAGUAUUGAGCCAAAAAACUACGUGGAUUGAUUAGUAGUAGUCUUAUGCAGGUGAUUAGUUUUGGUUCGUUUCCAUAAGUUCAGUCAAGAAUCAGUGCUACAGUUG
Molecule: messenger RNA, 1748 nt
Organism: Drosophila nasuta
Lineage: Eukaryota; Metazoa; Arthropoda; Insecta; Diptera; Drosophilidae
Gene: pr
Product: 6-pyruvoyl tetrahydrobiopterin synthase purple
Exons: 4
Coding region: 326-832 (168 amino acids)
Biological process (GO): tetrahydrobiopterin biosynthetic process
Cellular component (GO): mitochondrion
Molecular function (GO): 6-pyruvoyltetrahydropterin synthase activity
Source: RefSeq, a predicted model, not a curated record